Octopus sinensis (East Asian common octopus) is the source of this 1473-nucleotide messenger RNA. Its product is annotated as zinc finger protein 665-like. Bases 1 to 1473 code for a protein of 490 amino acids. The transcript has a single exon. NCBI's taxonomy places the organism in Eukaryota, Metazoa, Mollusca, Cephalopoda, Octopoda, Octopodidae. The record is from RefSeq and is a predicted model, not a curated record.
AUGGAGAACGUUGAUCACUUGGACACUUCUAACACAACUGUUGUUAACAAUGUGGAUCCGGUUAGAGAGACAGACGGAGAUGAGAAAGUUGUGGAGAAAAAUGAUGUUGAAUAUUUCUGUGAGAUUUGUCGGAAGACAUUCUCUUCAGAAGAGGAGGUCAUCAGGCACAGAGAAAUACACAAGAAGGAAAAACGGUUCCAUUGUGAAAUAUGCGGGAAAUAUUUUGUCGAUAUCAGUGAUCUUACAACACACAAAAUAUUACACACUCGAGAUAAACUGUUUCGUUGUGAGAUCUGUGGCAAAUCGUUCUCUCUUAAAUCAUUUCUUCUUAUCCACGUAAAUAGUCACACCCCAGAGAAACAUUUCCGUUGUGACGUAUGUGAGAAAACUUUCACCCAGAAAGCUCGUCUUGUUACCCACCAACGAAGUCACACUGGAGAAAAGCCAUUCCACUGUGAAACUUGUGGGAAAUCCUUUUCUGAUAACGGUGUCUUGAAAACUCACAAAAGAAUCCACUCUGGGGAGAAACCCUAUAACUGCGAUAUAUGCGGGAAAUCUUUUAUCAUUUAUAGCUACUUAACAAGGCACAAGAGGGUACACUCUGGCGAGAAGUCGUUCCACUGUGAAAUUUGUGGGAAAUAUUUUGUCUAUAAUAGUGAUUUAACAAAACACAUAAGAAUUCACACGGGGGAGAAACCGUUUCACUGUGAAGUGUGUGGGAAGGGUUUCGUUUGUAGCAGUGAUUUGACAAUGCACAAACGGGUUCACACGGGAGAGAAACCCUACCGUUGUGGGAUAUGUGAGAAAUUUUUCACCCAGAAAGUUCAUCUUGCUACCCACAUACGAAAUCACACAGGGGAAAGACCCUUCACUUGUGAAAUAUGCGGGAAAUCAUUCUUUGCCCAUUCUAGUCUAGUAGUCCAUAAAAGGAUACACGAUGAAGAGAAGCCAUUCCACUGUGAUAUAUGCGGGAAAUCUUUCACUAGUAAUUAUCAGCUUGUAGUCCACAAGCGCAGUCACACGGGAGAAAAGCCUUACCAUUGUGAUACAUGUGGUAAAUCCUUUUCUGUGAAUUCUAGUCUUGUUAGCCACCAACGUAACCACACUGGAGAGAAGCCGUAUCGUUGUGAAAUUUGCGGAAAAUCAUAUUCCAUUAAUAAAAGUCUCGUUGCACAUCUACGUAGUCACACGGGGGAAAAACCCUAUCACUGCGAAGUCUGUGGCAAAUCGUUUUCUGUUAGUUAUAGUCUUGUAAUUCACCGACGUUGUCACACUGGGGAAAAAGCGUUCCACUGUGAAAUCUGUGGCAAGUGUUUCAUUAAUAAUUCCAGUCUUGUCGUUCACAUCCGUACUCACACGGGAGAAAAACCCUAUCGUUGUGAAACGUGCGGAAUAUCAUUUAGCACUAACAGUCAAUUAAAGAAACACAAACGAAUCCACACAAGAAUGAAGACUUCAGACUGCGAAACAUGA